Manihot esculenta (cassava) is the source of this 1908-nucleotide messenger RNA. Its product is annotated as putative FBD-associated F-box protein At5g56700. The transcript has 5 exons. Gene Ontology annotation, molecular function: protein binding. The record is from RefSeq and is a predicted model, not a curated record. Lineage: Eukaryota; Viridiplantae; Streptophyta; Magnoliopsida; Malpighiales; Euphorbiaceae. Bases 460 to 1710 code for a protein of 416 amino acids.
UCGGCGGGCGAUCAACGUUCCAUUUUCAAUCACAAGCAAAAGGUAGCGACUAGCAAGCGAACAUAUUUGCAUUUUCACGAAAUUUCUGAUUUACCUUUUAUUGACUAAAAAAUGAGCAUGGGAUUAAAGAAGCAAUCCAUAUAUAUACUUUUCCCUGAAAGUUCUUUACUUUUGCCUGUAAACUUGAAAAGCAUUCAAAGAUCUCAAUUGGAUUCUAAGGGUCUCAACUCGCUGCGGCGCUGCUCUUAGAACCAAAUAGAUUAGAAAUGCCUAAACCUUCGUCAUCGAGCUCCAAUUUUGCAAUGAAAAAGUACAUUGCAGUGUUACAGACAAGAGAAUAACGUUGAUGCAGAUUGUUCCUGUUGCCACUUAAAAGAGAAACAAGAAGAAACUGAUGCAGAAGAUCAAAUUAGUCGGUUGCCCAACGAUGUACUUGUGUUAAUUCUGUCUCAUUUGCCUAUGAAAGAUGCAGCAAAAACUAACAUCCUCUCCAGAAGAUGGAGAUACUUGUGGACAUUCUUUACUGGUACUUUAGAUUUUGAUGCAUCACUUACUUUAGAAGAAUUAAGAUUUCCCCUUGGUUCAGGUAAUCUAAAUUCCCUCCGAGAAGAAAGGCUACGUUUUGUUAGAUGGGUUGAUCAAGUUCUGGGAUUACAUCAGGCUCUAACAGUGGAUGGAUUAAGAAUUAUAUUUGAUGUUGGCUAUGAAUGUGAUGUAGACAAUUGGGUCAAAUUUGCUCUGGAUAAGAAGGUUCAAAAACUUGAGUUGGAUUUUACUGAUUUAAGAAUGGCUGAUUACUCUGAGCUCUACGCUUUUCCUUCCCACUUGUUUGAAAAUUCAAACCCAAGUUCCCUAACAGCACUGCAUUUGAAGCGUGUAAAUGUGACUGGAGGUACUCUUGAGUGUCUGCUAUCUCAUUGUCCAUUUCUUGAAGUGUUAAGCGUGAAGAAUUCAUCAUCUCUAUUAAGUUUGAACAUUUGGGGUCCAACACUAAAGCUGAAGUAUUUAGAGAUAUGGGGCUGCAGAAAUUUUGAAAAACUGGAGAUUUCUGCAGUAAAUUUAUUAUCAUUUUCAUAUCGUGGGCCUGAAGUUGUUCAUUUUAAGCAUGUUCCUCAGCUUCUUGAACUCAGUGUUGCAGGGAGUUUCUUUAAAGUCGUUGUUGAUAAACUUUUCAAGCACUUGAGUUUUCUGUCUCAAUUAAAGACACUUAACUUGCAUUUCACUGGUCCUCUUAAGCUUAUUAUGACAGGCCCACAGCAAUUUCCCGAAUUAAAUAAUCUCAAAUAUUUGGAAUUGAAAGUUUCACUUCUAGAGUUUGGGGACCUCUUUUUACUCGCUCCUCUACUAAGAGCAUCUCCUUCACUGCAUAAACUUACCUUGUUGAUAUGUUAUGCAGAGAUGUCAUCUGGAGACUUACAGACUUUAAUAGAUGAGCAUACAUAUCAUUGCCUCAAGGUGGUAGAGUUUAUUGGGUUUGUUGGAAGCACAGCUGAAGUUGAAUUUCUCCUGCAUUUAUCCAAGAAUUCAGUGUCCCUUGAGAAGAUGAUCAUCGAUCCUUGUCGACCAUAUCCUUUAGGCGAACUAUUCAAGUCUAGAUCUCAAAUAUUGAAGUCAAAGUUCAGGGAAACAAAGGAGUAUCUAUUGGCUAAAGAGCGUGCCAUUGAACUCCAGCAAAAACUACCUUCUGAUCUUGAAAUUGUGGUGCUGUAGUUAUCUUCUGCGCACAUUCUGAAAUCAUAGUCACAAGCGUUUGAUAACUCCCCUCUUUUUAGAUGUGAAGUCAUGCAUGAUCUAGCUGGACUGAAAUUCUUUGUAUGAAUUUAUAUAUAUAUUUUUUAUUUUACAAUGUUAAUACAUCGUAAAUCGAUUUUAGGUAUAAUUUUUUCAUUUUUAACUGAGAAUUUUUUU